This is a messenger RNA of Protopolystoma xenopodis, 465 nucleotides long. NCBI's taxonomy places the organism in Eukaryota, Metazoa, Platyhelminthes, Monogenea, Polystomatidea, Polystomatidae. The record is from the annotation of a GenBank genome assembly.
CGACUCAAUAUGUUGUAUGCUCUUUUUCAAGUCGCUUCGACAAACUUGACUCACAUUUCAACCUCAAACCGAAUAGAGAAGCCAAGUAAUGGUUAUGACCACAGCUCUUCUUGCUCUUCGAUUCCAGUUGUCUUUUUUAAUGUACCAACCAUGUCUCUUUCCAUUCUGGCGCAAUUCUGGAACUUUGGCGGAGGCCCAAUCAUAUGGACAUUUGGUCUCUCCACCUGUCGCACCAGUUAUCCGAACGUUUUGGUUGAUCCCUUUUUUCUUUUAUCGCUUGCUUUGGUCGACACACAAACACGAACAGAUAUCGCUUCAUCUGCUUGUCUCGUAUCAGCUGAUCGUUGUCCUCAUACUCUCUUCCCGGGCCCACCGCAGUCCCACUUCUCGCUCUCUACUUGUCCCACUUUUUGCUUACUAUUCUUCACAUGGACUAGCACAUCACGUCAUGAGAUUGGCAGGUAA